CUCAUGCCCUAAAGUGGCCGUCCUUGUCCUCUCUUAUUGAUGCAUCCUAAAACCAAAUGGCUGUCCUUAAAUAGGAGAGGACAGAUAUAGAGCAGCAGUCGAUUCCUUCCAUUAUUUGCUCGAUCUGAAGAGGAUCGAUCAAGUUAUCGGCUGCUGCGAGCUAAGUGGGGAAGGGAGAGAUGGGCAGAGGGAAGAUCGUGAUCCGAAAGAUUGAGAACUCGGCCAGCCGGCAGGUGACCUUCUCCAAGCGGCGCAAGGGUCUGUUGAAGAAGGCCAAGGAGCUCGCCAUCCUUUGCGAUGCCGAGGUCGGCUUUAUCAUCUUCUCCAGCACUGGCAGGCUCUAUGAUUUUGCCAGCUCCAGUAUGAAAUCAAUAAUUGACCGCUACAGCAGGACAAAGGAGGAGAAUCAUCAGGUGCUAAAUGCAACUUCAGAAGUUAUGGCCUUCUCUACAAGCAGAUGUCUACAUUUCACUCGUUUGAUUGAAGAGAGCCUUUGUAGCGGCUGGGUGUUCCAUCAGCCGCUCCUUAUCUGCCCCUCUCAACUCAACCAUCAAUCCAGUUCCAUCAUUUCGUUGUGGCAAAGGGAGGCAGAAAGCUUAAGGGAGCAGCUGCAUAACUUACAAGAAAAUCAUCGGAAAUUGAUGGGUGAACAGUUGUCUGGCUUAAGUGUCAAAGAUCUACAAAAUCUAGAAAUCCAACUUGAAAUGAGUCUACGCAGUGUCAGAAAGAAGAAGGAACAAAUUCUAACCGAUCAAAUUCAAGAAUUGAACCGAAAGGGGUACCUUAUUCACAAUGAAAACAUUGAACUCUACAGGAAGGUAAACCUCAUACGUCAAGAAAACAUGGAGUUACGUAAGAAGGUACUAAGUUUGAGACAGAGAUAUCUAUUUUGCUCUUUGAUCCAAACUCCUGAAUGGAGCAUUCAUGAAGCUUGUCUUCAUGUUUCUGCGGCCACAUGCAUUGCACAUUUCAUGCUCUAUGUAAAAUAUGUAUGGAUUUCAUCUAAAACUAGAUUAAAUCAAUCCCAAGGUUUUAAGUGCUGCUAAUGCUGGUUUGGCCACCAUAUUGGGCCAAUAUUAACUAUAGCAUUGGGUCAAAUCAGGACUCAUCAGAUCUUUUUUUGACAUUUUUUUGUUUCGACAAAGUCAAAAAAAAAUUUGAUUUUUAAGUCCUUUAAUAUUUUUUGGUUGAAGCAUACAAGUGCAUUAGCACAGCAUAGCACGUAUAGUGCUUGUCACUAGUUACUAUGCCCAAUGCCAACAAUAUUUAAAACCAAGAUUCGCUGUCUCGGUACCAAAAUCCGUACCAAUGCCAUACUAGCAUUGUGUCAGUACGGUACGGGGUUCUCUUUUGGCAUACCAAGUGUCAAUACACCAUCCGUACUGGGUACCAGUACUAAACUGGCACGGUAUACUCCAUACUGCCCAGUUCGGGCCGAUAUGGCGAACAAUAUUUAAAACCUUGUUCAGUCCUUGAAAACAUAACAGUUGUUUUUAUAACAUGCUAAGCGUGGAAUUAGCAUUGCAGAUAUACGCAACAAAUGAGUUAAAUGGAGGAACUAGUAAGGAUACAAGUAAUCCAUAUGGUUUGUCUGUGAUUGAGAAUUCACAUGUAGAUGUACCUAUUCAUCUUGAGCUAUGUCAACCUCAACAGCAAACAGAUGGACCACG
Messenger RNA from Phoenix dactylifera (date palm), 1670 nucleotides. NCBI's taxonomy places the organism in Eukaryota, Viridiplantae, Streptophyta, Magnoliopsida, Arecales, Arecaceae. The record is from RefSeq and is a predicted model, not a curated record.